AUGCAAAGCAAUGAAACUCCAACCUGCAACGUUUCGAAGAACUCUGCAAUGGCAAAGGUUUUGCAGCAAUGUAAAUUGAUUGUUUGGGAUGAAUGCACGAUGGCACAUAAAAAAUCUUUGGAGGCUUUGGACAGAACCUUAAAAGAUCCACGGAGCAAUAAUAACCGAUUUGGUGGUGCAAUGAUUUUUUUAGCAGGAGAUUUUCGUCAAACAUUGCCGGUGAUUCCACGAUCAACGCCAGCUGAUGAACUAAAUGCAUGUCUAAAGUCCUCCAGUUUGUGGAAACAUGUCAAAGUACUUCAUUUGGGCAAGAAUAUGCGCGUCGAGUUGCAAAAUGACCAAUCUGGAAACAUAUUCUCUAAACAACUCAUUGACAUUGGUAAUGGCACAUUACCUAUAGACAUGUUGACUGGCUGCAUUAACUUUCCCCAAAGUUUUUGUCAGUUAACUCGAUCAAAAGAUGAACUUAUUCAGAAGGUGUUUCCAGAUGUUUCUCAAAAUUACAGAAACCAUGAUUGGUUGAGCGAACGAGCUAUACUGGCUGCAAAAAACAUAGAUGUAAAUGAAUUAAAUUAA
This is a messenger RNA of Rhopalosiphum padi (bird cherry-oat aphid), 576 nucleotides long. RefSeq lists its product as uncharacterized. The coding region runs from base 1 to 576 and encodes 191 amino acids. Gene Ontology annotation, biological process: DNA repair; telomere maintenance. The transcript has a single exon. Lineage: Eukaryota; Metazoa; Arthropoda; Insecta; Hemiptera; Aphididae. The record is from RefSeq and is a predicted model, not a curated record. Gene Ontology annotation, molecular function: DNA helicase activity.